UGAUUCGGGGGCUGGGCCUAACUGAUUUGUACAGGAAAAUAACUUUUUAACUUAAUUCUCUGAUUUUGGCUGAAACAUCUUCAAAUUAUCACCUACCAUGAUUCCAUGUUUCGUCGCCAAAUGUCUCCGGUGGCCUGGCCAUAGCCCUCGGUGAUUUAUAUAGGCUUAUGAUGGACAGAUAAGGUAAACUUGUUGCUAAAGUAACCGCGAGCUGGUUAGCUCAGUUAGCUGCGCGGUUAGCUGCUUGAGCCCGAACAGGUACCUCUGAAAGCCCUCUUAGUCUUAGUGUCCGCGCUGCUGGCUUUAGCCCGCUGGGAAGAACACAUUUCAGGCCCGGAGAGGGAAAUGCUGGCAGGCAACGGCACCGGAAUGGGCACUAGAACCGGAGCCAGGCGAGCGGGUAACGGAAACGGAUUGAGUAUCCCCCCGGUGAACACCGCCGGAACAGUAUUAAAUACCGCAUCCAGUACCGACGGAGGCCAGUUUGAGAACCUACACUACAGCACCGAAAUGGUUUAUAGCGGUUCCGACCAGGACUCGGACUCCGGUGAUGACGAGGACACAGCGGGUUCCGGUGGAGACAGAAGAGGGGUGAAGAGGGAGCGCAGCGAGAGGGAGGUCGGACAUCAAGCGGCGCCCAGCUCCGCGGGCUUGAGCGGGGUUUACAGCGGGGUCAGUCCCGGAGUGCCCGGGGCUAAACCCGGUAAAAAAACGCGAGGAAGAGUGAAGAUCAAGAUGGAGUUUAUAGACAACAAACUGAGACGGUACACCACGUUCAGCAAGCGAAAGACCGGAAUUAUGAAGAAGGCCUAUGAGCUCUCCACGCUGACUGGAACCCAGGUGCUGCUGCUGGUUGCCAGUGAGACGGGUCACGUGUACACCUUUGCCACCAGAAAGCUACAGCCGAUGAUAACCUCGGAGACAGGGAAGGCUCUCAUUCAGACUUGCCUCAACUCUCCAGACUCACCACCUCGCUCUGACCCAUCCUCGGACCAGAGGAUGAGCGCCACAGGCUUUGAAGAGACUGACCUCACCUACCAGGUGUCUGAGUCUGAUGGCUGCUCAGAGGUCAACAAGCAGGAUCUGACCAAAGCAGGCUUUACUGCGUCUAACCUGCCUGGAUCCACACAGCCCACACCUUCCUCAUCCUCCACAUCUUCGUCCUCAGUGUCCAUGCAGGUGCAGACUAGUGCAUCUUCUUGGCAACCACGACCAUCCUCCUCCAACACCACCAACGGAACAGUGCUGAAGACACCUGAAAGUGUUGUGCUUGCUGGAGGCUUCACCCUGAUGCCAGGUAGGUGCCUCGCUGCCCCAGGGCGCACACACCAUUCCCCUCAGCCAGCUGCAGACACAGCCUCUAGCCAUCCAGGGCCCUGUGGUCCCAGGUCCCGCUGCCACACUGCACACUUCAUCAACACAGCCAGCCACUCUGCUUCGCCUUCCCACCAGCGCAUCCCUCUCAGGGGGUGGAGUCUCACAGCAGUUGCAGACCCUCCAGGUUCAUCCCAGCAGUCAACAGGCCUCCACCAAUCAGAGCAGCUCAGACAUACACAGCCCCGCCUCCGCCACAGCCAUUCUUCCUACCUCCAUCGUCCCAUCUUCCUCAUCCUCCUCUUCCUCAGUAGCCAGUCACAUGAUGUAUCCCAGUGGUCACACAGUGAUGUACACCACAUCAACACCUUCACUGGCCGAUGGCAGCCUUACAGUUCUCAACACCUUCCCCCAGACAGGCCAUUCUCAGUCUCAUGACCGUGUCCCACAGGUCUUUCUCGCCUCACUUCCUCCAGUCGCUGGUCAGAUCCCAGUCUCUGCGGUCCAGCUCCAUCCUGUACAAUAAAGCAGUUCUAACGCAGCACUAAUACUUCUAAUAAUACACACACUGGUACUGGGAGGUGUUGCAUCCCCUCACUGAUUUCAGAUGUUUUGUGUUUGCAGAUGGUGAUCAGUCAGCAGAGCAGCAGCAACCUCACAGAGCUGCAGGUCGUCAGUUUAGACAUCCACCAGUCAAAAGACGACUAAUGUCUUCAGAACUAUUUUUUUCUCAGUCCCAGUGUUUGUUUGAUGUGAUGAUGCGACAAACACCCUGUUUAUAUCUCAGAUGAUGCAUGAUGAGAUGAAUUGAGCCUGUGUUCCUUCGUGGAGUCUAAAACAACAAACAAGAGGAACAGAAAAUCGGUUACAGUAAUAGUCCUGAUAACAUGAGCUAUAAACGCUGCAAUGUAUUCUGACACAUAUCAGCAGAUUAAAAUCAAAAUGUGCUGCAUUCAGACUUUUACAUGUAAACAGAUGGACGUCCAGGUGUAGUAAUGCCGCUCAUUCACCUGUUUGUGUAUUAACGGUUUUUGUCCUAUGAAUGUGUAUGUUUAUGCAGUAUCUUGGUGUCAGUUUGGCUUUGAUGUGAAACAAAGUGCCAAAAGCAUUAAAAGGACAGUUUGCAAAAUAUGUUGCAUCAGUUUCAAAUCAACCUGGAGGGAGCAGGACUCUUUUAUUUGUGGGCAAAGUUUUACUGUUUGAAGUUCAUAUUUUAAAAAGGGUUCCUGAAUAAACUCAUGAACUCCCUUGUAAAUAAGUGAAAAAAAAAAAUCAUACGUAAACACAGUGUCCCCGGUUUGCUGUUUAUUUUAUGAAGUUACAAUUGUUUUCUGGUAAAUGUCUACCUGUUUCUGUUCUUUCUGUCGGAAUUAGGAUCUGAUUAAUGGUGUGGACACAGAUUUGUACAUGUAUGCGUUUAAGGACACCUGUCCACCUGAGAGUCAGUAUUUUACUAAGGACUUAAAAAGUCUGACAAUAACAUGUAUCCAUCACAGGCUCUGAUCCAGGUUCAGCUUCCGGGUUUGUUUGUUUUUUCCUACAAAUGUUUUCAGACUUUUUGAGAGUAGAAGAUGUUUUUGUUGUUUAAUUAUUCUUUGAGAUCACAAACUGAAUGGGUCGCAGUGUUUACCUCUAAAGUGGCUGGACCUUGGCAUGUUAUUUCUGGAAGUACAGGCAUCCUUUGUUGUUUGGCUGCAGGUUGUUUACACACAGAUGAUAAAUAAAUUGACUUUUGGACAGAAAA
Messenger RNA from Betta splendens (Siamese fighting fish), 3058 nucleotides. Its product is annotated as serum response factor-like. Gene Ontology annotation, biological process: positive regulation of transcription by RNA polymerase II. NCBI's taxonomy places the organism in Eukaryota, Metazoa, Chordata, Actinopteri, Anabantiformes, Osphronemidae. Gene Ontology annotation, molecular function: serum response element binding; protein dimerization activity; DNA-binding transcription factor activity, RNA polymerase II-specific. The record is from RefSeq and is a predicted model, not a curated record. The transcript is spliced from 7 exons. Bases 346 to 1752 code for a protein of 468 amino acids.